This is a messenger RNA of Corticium candelabrum, 1379 nucleotides long. Its product is annotated as glutaredoxin-3-like. Bases 7 to 1020 code for a protein of 337 amino acids. The record is from RefSeq and is a predicted model, not a curated record. The transcript is spliced from 13 exons. Gene Ontology annotation, biological process: intracellular iron ion homeostasis. Lineage: Eukaryota; Metazoa; Porifera; Homoscleromorpha; Homosclerophorida; Plakinidae. Gene Ontology annotation, cellular component: cytosol; nucleus.
UACGGGAUGCCAAACAUCCGGGAGCUUAGUUUCUCUCUAGGUAUGUCGGUCAAAUUGGAAAACAUUGUGACUCGGGAUGCCUUCAAGGACGCGCUGGUUUCGGAUUUAGGGAAGUUGACAGUCAUUCAUUUUUGGGCUCCCUGGUCUGAGCCAUCAAAACACAUGAAUGAAGUAAUGAUGGAGUUGGCGAAAGAACACAGCAAAGUCAAGUUCUUUAAGGUAGAGGCAGAAGCAUUACCAGACAUCACUGUGAAAUAUGAAGUGCUUGCUGUUCCUGCAUUUCUUCUGUUCAAGGAUGGUCAAGUUAUUGAUCGAGUCAAUGGAGCCAAUGCACCUGAAUUGACAAAGAAAGUGACACAACACGCUCAUACCUCUUUCUCUCAGCCAGUGGUAGUUAGUGAAACUGAGGAUUUAAAUGUUAGGUUGAAGAAGCUGGUUGAUGCAUCUAAGUGCAUUGUCUUUAUGAAAGGAACUCCUGUUGAGCCACGAUGUGGUUUCAGUAGACGAAUUGUUGAAUUGCUGAACAAGUGUGAUGCUGAUUUUAGCUCAUUCAAUGUACUGGCUGAUCAAGAAGUUCGUGAAGGUAUUAAAGAGUUUUCCGAGUGGCCUACAUUUCCACAGUUGUUUAUCGAUGGUGCUUUGGUGGGAGGACUGGACAUUGCUGUAGAAAUGGCUGAAAGUGGAGAAUUGCAAGCGAUGCUUCCAAAGAAGAUUUCUUUAGAGGAUAGAUUGAAACAGCUAAUUGAUUGCUUUAAGGUUAUGGUGUUCAUGAAGGGAUCAAAACAGGAGCCACGUUGUGGAUUCAGCAAAGCAGUGUGUGCUCUCUUGGAUGAAACAGGUGUUGAGUACAAGACAUUUAACAUCUUAGAAGAUAAUGAUGUACGUGAAGGCCUUAAGAAAUUUUCAAAUUGGCCCACAUACCCGCAAGUGUAUGUUGAUGGAGAACUAGUGGGAGGGUUUGACAUUAUUAAGGAAUUAAAAGAAAAUGGAGAGCUGUUGUCUACCUUACAUACUCAGUGACACUGUUGACACAAACAUGUGUUCGUUAUAAACUCCCUUCUAGAAAGGUGGUGCGAAGGGCAUGUAAAAUAGCAUGCAAGUUUCAUCAAUUUGAAACAGUAGCUGAGUUUCCUUGAACUGCUGUAAUUUGUGAAAUGUCAAAACUUUUACCAGAGCCACACAUGCAUCUUUAUUGCUUUUGCCACCUGUCACUUGCAUUUGUAAGUACAAUACCAGUAAAGCCCCUCACUUGAUCGUGUUGAAUGGUUGGACAGCAACAUGUGAGAAGAAGAUAGUAUAUGAAUGAACCACAGAAAAUGAGAUUAUGUAUUGCGUGUAUUAUGUUAUAUCUCUGUCAAUUGAAAACAUGAACAUGAAAU